CAGAUGUACAGUCUCCAUUAGACGGCUGACAUUUGACUGAGGGCUUCAAAGCUCUUGCAAGUUAUUUUAGAAGAGCAUUUUCAAGGCAUUCAAAACUUUUAAAGUUUUUAUUCAAUGGCUUUGCAGGACCUGUGCAAUUUUGGAGAUAUCUUUCAGGAAAGUGUAGGCACUGCGAGAAAUGUAACGGCAAGUGGAAAAAGGAAAUCUUGUAGCUAUGCAACUGGUGUGGCCUUGAGCAAUAGCACAAGCCUAUUCCAUUUUUAUAUUCCAGAAGCAGGUUAUCUGGAUGAAAGCCCGAUACAGUUUGGGCAAAUCAGCACAAUGCAGAGCUCAAGUGGAAUCCCAUCUCCAGAAAUGCUCCCAAUACCGUCCUCUUUGCCUGAAAGUCUUCCUUUCACUUCCUCUCAAGCCGUGCCGCUUCCCUUCCCCAUGGCUCAUGGGACCACCACCCUAGCUUUCAUGUUCCAGGGUGGCGUCCUGGCUGCGGCAGACACUCGUUCCAGCUGCUCGGGCCUCGUGGCGUGCCCGGCCUCCCAGAAGAUCCUGCCCAUUCACAGCCACCUGGUGGGCACCACUUCGGGAACCUCGGCCGACUGCGCACUUUGGAAACGGAUCCUCUCCAGAGAGCUGCGCCUCUACCAGCUUCGCUACGGACGGCGUUUGUCCACGAGGGGGGCUGCCAAGCUGCUUUCACACAUGCUGCACCCUUUCAAGGGAACCGAGCUCUGCGUGGCUGCCACGCUGUGUGGGUGGGAUGGAGGAGACCCGGAUGAUGGAUGUUGUGACCAUGGAGGCUCAGAGACGGCUCAUGGUGAAAGCAGAGAGACUACAAAGACUACAAAGGCUCACCUGGAAAAGACUGCGGGUGCCCCUGGUGAAAAGGUCUCUGUUUCCAAGACUCAAAGCUCUUCUUUCACAAAGCAGCAGUGUUCCAGGAGAAAAAUAAGUUUCUCUGGUCCCAGUCUGUUUUAUGUAUGCAGCGAUGGCACUCGCCUGGAGGGAUCGCUCUUUUCUGUGGGCUCAGGAUCACCCUACGCGUACUCUAUCUUAGACCAAGGGGUUCGGUGGGGCCUGACCGUGGAGGAGGCCACAUCAAUAGCAAGGGAAGCUGUGUACAGGGCCACCCACAGGGAUGCGUACUCUGGGAACUUUGUGGACGUCUAUCACGUCACCUCAAAAGGAUGGACUCGUAGGACGCGCGAGGACUUGAAAGAGGAGUAUUACAGAGAAAAAGAGAAACGAAGACUUGAGCGAGAGACACGAGGCACGGCUUUGUCAGGGUAAAGACGAGAAACAAACAAAAGGAAACAUCAGUGGAAAAAGAAAAGCAAACACCGGGCUGUAUCUUUGGAGCAAAUACUAAAUUAAUGAACAAGACAGGCAGUUGCAUCCUCCAGGCUAUCUCUCCGAAGAUUUGGGCAUGCAUAUCAUUCCAUUUAAUAAACAGCUGAUGUUUUGUUUGCAGUGAUGAUAAAAAGUGCUCUUACAGCGUUGAGCGCUGCUGGCUGCCAUUUUGAUGUAGAUGUUAAAGGAUUAUAAAUCAUUUCAUCUGGGAUAAUUACCACCUACCUCUUAAUGGGCUUUAAUCACAUAAACAAGAGAGAGAAGCAGACAAUGAGUAGUGUGAGGACCUCAAGUUGAGGCUCGUGAUGUAUUGUUGUGUGUGGGGAAACACAUUAACUCCAGCAAUAAAAGAGCAGCAGCUGAAAACUGA
Poecilia latipinna (sailfin molly) is the source of this 1714-nucleotide messenger RNA. It is a transcript of the gene psmb11b, whose product is annotated as proteasome 20S subunit beta 11b. Gene Ontology annotation, cellular component: cytoplasm; proteasome core complex. The transcript has a single exon. Lineage: Eukaryota; Metazoa; Chordata; Actinopteri; Cyprinodontiformes; Poeciliidae. The record is from RefSeq and is a predicted model, not a curated record. The coding region runs from base 115 to 1284 and encodes 389 amino acids.